AGAGAGACUAAUGAGAAUGAGAGGACUUGAACAUUAGCCUAAAAAGUCCCAUGGUUUUCUCCCUUUCGGGUUUCCACGUAAAAACUGAGCUUGUUCAUACACAUUUAUACAUAUAUUUACUAUAUCGUGUUGGAUUAAACUCAACACUGGCGCCGUCUGUGGGAAUCUGUCCAAAAAGAUUCGUGUGUUCUACUGUUCUUGAGUUUCUACGAAAAAUUCAUACGAAGUGGACUGAUUCUAGCAAAAAUUGAAAAAGAAAAAAUCUGGAAUUUUGGUUUGGGGAAGCUCUGGAUCUGCCGCCAGCAGCUCCGUCCAACAGACCGAGGAAGAAGAAAAGCAAAAAGAAAGGUUCUGGGAAAAAAGAAGAAGAGAUGAAGUCCAGAUCUGGAAUUUUGCAGACCGUGGCCGGAGCAGCCGUCCGUACCACCGCGCGCUCCACCAAGAGCUCGCUGAUAUACGAUGUAAAAGCCGCCUAGCUUUUCCGGCCCUCGUCAUCGCUAGCAGCGCCGCUCUACGCCUCCGUCGCGGUGCGCCCGCCGGCCUCAGCUCCCCCUCGCUGCUCGAACCUCAGAGAAGGUCCGCCAUUAAUGGCCGCUGAGAGCUUCAAGAGUGACAACCGUAAACCAGUGCACCCCCACGGCUCGACCGCUCGAGGUUAGGGAAGUUUCGCAGGUUAUGCCGGAGUCCUGGCUGGCGACCACGCCACCGGUCUUUGUCGCUCCGCCGCUACCGCCGCCUGAGGCAGCUUUGUCUUGGCCGUCAUCAGCCGCUGUUGCGUUGCCACCGCUGCGUUGCGCACUACGUGGGCUCCCUUCGACCAGCUACAGCAGCUGAGUAAGGUAGGGGUAGCUGCCAGCUUGCAAAAUGUGAAGGCUGGAUGAUUGGAGGCUUUUUGGCAAUUUUGACCAAGUCAAAAUCAGCAAGGAUGAGCAAAUUGUUUUCACAAAACCCCUUGGCCGAGUAUCAACUUGAAGCUAAGUAUUCAAUCUCCGAAUUCCACGUUAAGAUGCAUGGACCUCUAAGCUUCUCUGAUUGGAAAGCUCGAGUCAGAGUCCUUUACUCCCGCCUGAUGCAUUCAGGGGGAGUAUGCCCGUGGAGGAGCACCCUUCGCCCGACCCCGUCGGGAAAGGGGGUGCCUCACCGGCAGAUUACGUUCAGGAGUGCAGACACCCACUCAUAUAUUAUGAUUAUUCGAAGACACAGUAUCCAGCAAGACAGAGGAAGAGCGCAGGCAAGAGUAUAUUUUCUCGAGCAGAUUCGCACGCUCAUUACUCAAGAAACUGGGGGACUUGUGUUGGGAUAUAUUAUCCCGGCCUAUUACUGUUCAGGAGCCCAAGACAUUAUCCAGUACGGAGCCCGAGCAGCUAGGUCCAUUUCGGCCCAUUCUGGCCCACUUUGGCCAUUAGGCCCGACAUCGGCCCGUUUGGCCCAUUAGGGUGGAGUACUUCCCUCACCCAUUUCCCUAUUUAUAGGAGGUCUUCCCUCCAUAUUAUGGAUCUUUUUGCUUCUUCCUCCUUCUCACUAGAAUAGCUUAAGACUCCAUUAAUGGGAGCUUCAAUACUUGUACUAUGUAAUGGUGAGGAGAGACUAAUGAGAAUGAGAGAGCUUGGACAUUAGCCUAAAAAGUCUCGUGGUUUUCUUCCUUUCGGGUUUCCACGUAAAAACUGAGCUUGUUCAUACACAUUUAUACAUAU
Cuscuta epithymum is the source of this 1694-nucleotide messenger RNA. NCBI's taxonomy places the organism in Eukaryota, Viridiplantae, Streptophyta, Magnoliopsida, Solanales, Convolvulaceae. The record is from the annotation of a GenBank genome assembly.